Rhincodon typus (whale shark) is the source of this 1563-nucleotide messenger RNA. It is a transcript of the gene cibar1, whose product is annotated as CBY1 interacting BAR domain containing 1. The transcript is spliced from 9 exons. The record is from RefSeq and is a predicted model, not a curated record. Lineage: Eukaryota; Metazoa; Chordata; Chondrichthyes; Orectolobiformes; Rhincodontidae. The coding region runs from base 184 to 1077 and encodes 297 amino acids. Gene Ontology annotation, cellular component: ciliary transition zone; ciliary basal body. Gene Ontology annotation, biological process: cilium assembly.
GGCGCGCCUCAGGCGGGGCUGCUAUUGCUGCUAUGGUAACGGGGCCAACUCCGCACUCGUUGGGGACUGGGGUAGUCGGUGUAUGGCGCAGGCCCGUUCCGGCUCCGGCUGCGGCUGAUGGCUGAAACAACGGCCGCUUUUCCAGUCUCUUUUUAACGAGUCGCGGGGUACGGGGCAACCGUCAUGUUUCAGGCCCGAGAUCAGGACACGCGAGCCAGAGACAGUCAAACAAAGUAUAUUCACAGCACUGUUGUAAAUGUGGAAAAGCACUUUGGUGAGAUCUGCACCUUAUUUGCAGCCUAUGCACGGAAAACUGCAAGACUACGUGAUAAGUCAGACCUCCUGGUUAAAGAACUCCGAGAGUACUCUGAUACAGAAACUCCUAAUUUAAAAUAUGGUCUGAGUAGCUUUGCAGAUCACUUUGCUUUAGUUCAAGAUUAUAGACAUGCAGAGGUUGAAAGGCUAGAAGCUAAAGUUGUAGAACCUAUGAAGAAGUAUGGUUCCAUAACCAAGUUGAAAAAGGAAGAUCUCAAGGUUGCUUCAGGUGCUAUAAAACGUGAAUCAAGGCAAAUUGCCCACGUGGAGAGAAUGCGCCAGAGGAAUCCUUCUGAUCGACAAAUUGUUACACAGGCUGAGUCUGAAUUACAGAGGGUCACAAUGGAUGCUACACGAAUUGCACGACAGCUGGAAGAAACCAUUGAUGAUUUUCAAGAAGAGAAAAUUAGGGAUAUUAAGAAGAUUUUUGGGGACUUCAUCACAAUUGAAAUGGCGUUCCAUGCAAAAGCUUUAGAGGUUUAUAGCAAAGCAUAUCAGCAUAUACAGAAUAUUGAUGAAGAGGCAGAUAUGGAGAUUUUCAGGAACACACUUCAUUUACAAGACAGCCAGCCUCGUCUAAGCAUAGUAUCUGCAAACUCUAUAAAUACCAUGAAUGGACUAAAUUCAGCUCUACGUAUGUCAGGAUCUUCUAAGCACCACAGUACAUUAUGCAAAAAAAAGAUGAAAGAUGAUGAUGAUGAAGAGGAGGAGGAAGAGGAGGAAGAAGAGGAUGAUGACGAAGAUGAUGAAGAAGAUGACUGAGAAUUAUGACAAUGCUGCGCAAAUUAGUUUGUUUAAUAACUAGACAGUUAUUUCUGUGUAUGAUACAUUUACUUUAUAAUAUUCAUUGAUGUAAACCUGGCUAGCCUUGCAAGAAAUUUAUUGUUUUAUGCAUUUUACACUGCCAAAUACUUAAUUUUGAUAUGUAUGCCAAAAAUUUGUGAACCGUUGUCAUUUUUACUUAAAGAUUUACGGAGACUUGUUUCUGUGUGCACACUAUGUGAAGGUUCAUCUGAUUGUGCAUUAUGAACAUUAAUGAUAUUGCACAAUAUGCAAAUACUUACAUUUCUAAAGCUGAUAUGCAUCAUGUAUAGCAGAUAUUGGCAACUUUGUUAACUGUACAAAAUUUGAUUGUACAUGUAGUACACACAAACGUGUUUUCUAUGUCUGUAUUGAUGAUGAAAGUGAGCACGUUAUUUGCCUUUUUUUAUUAAAUCAAUGGGUGGAAAAUUGCAGCCACCAUCAUUU